GCUAGAAUGAAUAAUUCUGCUCCGAGUGAAGCAAAAAAAAGGAAGAGAAAUUGGGCAGCGACCAACGAGCAACCCUCGCCGCGCCACCACCCCCCGCCCCGCCCCGCCGCGGCUGCUCUGCUCUGCUCCUGGAGAGAAGCACGCCGCCGCCGAUCUCGCGCCGCAUGAGGCCGACGCGCCCUCGCUACUCCUCCUCCACCUCGUUGCGGCGUUAGGGCUCGGCAUGGACGGCGACGGCGGGUCGGCGUCGGGGGGCGGGAGGUGGUACACGGGCAUGUCGUCGGACAACAUCAAGGGGCUGGUGCUGGCCAUCUCCUCCAGCCUCUUCAUCGGCGCCAGCUUCAUCAUCAAGAAGAAGGGCCUCAAGAAGGCCGCCUCCUCCUCCGGCGGCGUCAGGGCCGGGGUUGGUGGCUAUUCUUAUUUAUAUGAGCCUCUUUGGUGGGUUGGCAUGAUAACAAUGGUUGUUGGGGAAGUUGCGAAUUUCGUGGCUUAUGCCUUUGCGCCAGCCAUUUUGGUUACUCCUCUUGGUGCUCUCAGCAUAAUCAUCAGCGCUGUACUUGCACAUGUAAUGCUGCGUGAGAAGCUGCACAUAUUCGGCGUUCUUGGAUGCGUCCUAUGUGUUGUGGGAUCCACCACCAUUGUCCUCCAUGCCCCGCAAGAGCGUCAAAUUGAGUCGGUGAUAGAAGUUUGGGAUCUGGCCACUGAACCAGCCUUCAUGUGUUAUGUGGCCGUAGUACUUGCUAUUGUCGCUGUGCUUGUGUUCAAGUUUGUUCCACUUUAUGGCCAAACCCAUGUCAUGGUGUACAUUGGUGUUUGUUCUCUCGUAGGUUCCAUCUCGGUCAUGAGUGUGAAAGCUCUUGGGAUAGCUUUGAAGCUCACCUUUUCCGGAACAAACCAACUCAUAUAUCCCCAGACAUGGGCUUUUACUAUGGUUGUCAUCUCAUGCAUCAUUACUCAAAUGAAUUACUUGAACAAGGCCCUUGACACAUUUAAUACAGCAGUUGUAUCACCCAUAUAUUAUACGAUGUUCACAUCUUUAACCAUCUUGGCUAGUGUGAUUAUGUUCAAGGACUGGGACCGGCAAAAUCCGACACAAAUCGUGACGGAGAUGUGCGGCUUCGUCACCAUCUUCUCGGGGACAUUUCUGCUUCACAAAACAAAAGACAUGGCUGAUGGGCUAUCGAACUCUUCUUCAUUUCGUCUCCCAACCAUUUCAUCGGCGCGGUCCUUCAAGCAGACAGAUGAGUAUAGCGAAGGGGUUCCUCUCAGAUCGUCGGACUCGUUCCGGUCACUGCAUUGAUGCCCGGUCAGCCGCGCUGACCAUCGAUUUUCACCGAGCUAGGGCUCAGGAGCAAGCUUGUAAUCAAAACUGUCUCGUGUGCGUUGUAUCUCGGCUGUUUCGUAUGCUCUGGGAGCAUUGUGCCUGAGCCCCAAGGUAUCUAAGUAGUAGGUUGUUAGCUUAGCACCGGAGUGGAAGUUCUGUAUAAUGGAUGGGUGCUGAAAUUUUAACAUAGUUUACUUUGCUGUUGA
Messenger RNA from Triticum urartu, 1530 nucleotides. Its product is annotated as putative magnesium transporter NIPA4. Lineage: Eukaryota; Viridiplantae; Streptophyta; Magnoliopsida; Poales; Poaceae. Gene Ontology annotation, cellular component: membrane. Gene Ontology annotation, molecular function: magnesium ion transmembrane transporter activity. Gene Ontology annotation, biological process: magnesium ion transport. The record is from RefSeq and is a predicted model, not a curated record.